Messenger RNA from Asparagus officinalis (garden asparagus), 1379 nucleotides. RefSeq names its product transcription elongation factor TFIIS-like. Bases 93 to 1154 code for a protein of 353 amino acids. Gene Ontology annotation, biological process: transcription elongation by RNA polymerase II; DNA-templated transcription. Gene Ontology annotation, cellular component: nucleus. Gene Ontology annotation, molecular function: zinc ion binding; nucleic acid binding. Lineage: Eukaryota; Viridiplantae; Streptophyta; Magnoliopsida; Asparagales; Asparagaceae. The record is from RefSeq and is a predicted model, not a curated record. The transcript is spliced from 2 exons.
CUUCGCUAGAGUCGGAACCCUAAAAACCAAUUUUUGUAUCGAUUCCUAGGGUUUCUAUCUCCAUCCUCCUCGAUUCGAAUCGGAUCGGAUCAAUGGAGAAGGAGCUGUUGGAGACGUUCGAGGCGGCGAAGAAGGCGCGGACGCGUUUGGCGGAGGCCGGAGGAUCGCCGGAGGCGGAUCGGUGCGUUGACGCGCUCAAGAGGCUGAGAAAGAUGCCGGUCACCAUGGGCAUUCUCGUCAAAACGCAGGUUGGUAAACGUCUUCGAGCUCUUGCCAAGCAUCCACAGAAGAAGAUUCAGGCAGUUGCUUCUGACUUACUGAAUUUUUGGAAAAAUAUUGUCAUUGAGGAAACAGCAAAAGGGGACAAGAAAAGUGGUAGCUCCCAAAGUUCUUCGCAGUCUGAUGCUAAAUCUGAGAGGACAGAGCCUCUCAAGGGAGAGAAGAUGUCAAGAUCCGAAUCCAUAACAUCAAGAUCUCAGAGUGUGCAGGUCAAUAAAGUUGGUUCCAGCAACGGACUAAAGGCCGAGAGGAUUACCAAAACAGAAACUAAAAAACCCGAAAGGAGUGGAUCGGACCAUGCUUGCUUUCCGAAGUUGUCAUCCGUAGUUAAAUGCAAUGACACAUUGAGAGAUAAACUUCGUGAAAUUCUUGCUGAGGCCUUUUCUAGAGUUUAUAAGGAGACCAGUGAGAGUGAGAGAGAUGAAGUGAAGAACAUCUUGGAUGAAGUAGAUGCUUGUGACCCAUUUCGUGUAGCUGUAACUGUGGAAUCUGCUAUGUACGAAAAAUUUGGUUCUUCAAAUGGGUCUCACAAGAUGAAGUAUAGAUCAAUAAUGUUCAAUCUAAAGGACAGCAAGAACCCAGAUUUCAGAAGAAGAGUUCUUCUUGGGCAUGUGAAACCGGAGAGAAUAGUUGAUAUGACACCUGAAGAGAUGGCAAGUGAUGAGAGAAAACUUGCAAAUAAACAGAUUAAAGAGAAGGCAUUAUUUGACUGUGAGAGAGGACAAGCUCCUAAGGCUACUACUGAUCAGUUCAAAUGUGGUCGUUGUGGGCAGCGAAAAUGCACUUAUUAUCAGUUGCAGACUCGGUCAGCUGAUGAACCGAUGACAACUUUUGUGACUUGUGUAAACUGCAACAACCAUUGGAAGUUCUGUUAGUUUAAUCUGCGCAGAAUCAUUUCAUUCAAAUUGAGUGCUUUAUUAGUAUUCAGUCUAGCCCCUUUGCUAGGUCAUUCUGUUGUAACAUGCUUCGUGGGUUUUGUUACAAGAACAUCUUGAACUGCCCCAAAUACAAUCUGUCUUUUUAUUUCAUAAUUGUGUAGUCUGCUACUGUUGCCUCAUUGCUUAACAAAUGUUGGCUGUUGAUGUGGGUUUUCUGAGCUU